AUGGAAUCGGAGAUUAACUAUAUUAGACAGCAGAACACCAGACUUAUAGUCCAAAUUACUGGGCUUGAGGUUGAGAAUGCCGAUGUUAAGGUCAAAUAUGAUGAGGCUAUGAACGAGAUUAUGAUACUAAGGGCCGAGCUCAAGAGUAGAAUCGAGGAUAACGUUGUUGAAAAUGUUAGGCGUGCCUUCGAGAGUCUGGCUGUCCUGUAUGAGGGUGGUAGGAGCGUAGGGUAUAAAGAUGUACAAAGGUUUGAAGGGGUCUUUACAGGUACCAAUAAAGAACUUACUAUUGGUAUCUUAGUGGCCCGAUUUAAAAAAAGAUUUACUAGAAAAGCAGGAGAUAGAGCAAAAGUAGCCAAGUCAAACGGAUACAAUAUCAUCUUAACAGAUGAACAAAAUUUGUAUUCGGAUUUGAUUGAAUACAUCAAGUCAAAUAGACUUGAUGGCUCUAACAAGAAUAUAGAACUUCAGUUUGUUGAAGUUCUCAAAGAACUUCGACAAAUUAGAGCGGAACUUGCUGAAGUUCGACAAGAAACUCAACAAUUAAGAGCAGAAUUUGCUCAAACUGAACGAUCAAGAUCUGAAGAUCAUCAUAAUCAGCGAUUACUUGAGAAUGAGCAGACUCGUCGUUAA
Messenger RNA from Paraglomus occultum, 633 nucleotides. The record is from the annotation of a GenBank genome assembly. NCBI's taxonomy places the organism in Eukaryota, Fungi, Glomeromycota, Glomeromycetes, Paraglomerales, Paraglomeraceae.